AUGAACAGACUCAACAAGUUGGACGAGUCCACCGCUUUCCACUAUGCCAGUGUCCUCAAAACAAACAUUUUAGGCAAAGAUAAGCAAGAGAAGGUCAACUCCAUAGUUGUGCUAGCAAAGCUUUUGGACUGUAUUGGACCAGAGUCGGCAUCGGACGAUUUUGCCCAGAUAUUGGACCACGAAUUGAUCUCAACUCUUCUUUCCAUCAUCAGCAUCAACAUGUCCUCGGAGACUUAUAAGGCGAUUUUGAAAAUUGCAGUGAUUGAUAUUUGUGGAUCUGUUUUCAAGCUCAAGGACAACUCUAUUACAAAAUACUUGCCAUUGUAUGAGUCGUUGAUUGAGUACCUUGAUGUUAUUGACAUUAUCACCUCAAAGUUGUACUUGCAGGAUACAAAGAUUAUUUUCAACUCGAUAAAAUUGGUUACUGAACUUAUUAAUAAAGCACUCAAGUUUGACUAUUCUGGGAUCAUUACCUUGACUGGAAGAUUGAAGCAUGUUUUGUUCUUUAGCACGAUUGACCAUUUGACUGAAGGAAGCGAAGAGAAGAGUAUUUGUGAGGGUGUUGAACAUUUAAAAGUAUCAUACCGUAAGUUGAACCAAUACUUGAAUGCAAUCAAGUUUGAUCUUUCGUUAAAGCCGCACCAAACAAUGUUGAACAACUUGUUUAUGUUUCUUGAAGUGUCAUUGAACGAGUAUGGGACUCCCGCCACAACCAAGGAGUAUGUUAAAGCGGGCUUUAGUGAUAACCCUAGACAAUACGUUGUUGAUAAUUUUUCGAUAUUGCUAGCGAUGGACUUGAAAAUCUUUUUGAAGGAUCCCAAUUUCACUUUUAAAAAGAGAUUCCAUGAAGAGUUGAUGAUGAGUAACCAUUUGCGUACAUUUCCACUUUCUUUGUUUAUUGAACGGUGCUCGAAGAUGUGGGUCAAGAUCUUUGAAAACAAGGCUAACUAUCCAGUGUUGAGUUAUGAAUUUCUCAUCUACAAUUCAAUGAAUAUAUGUCUUAAUUUGUGGCAAGAAACCAAGGCACAGAUCCACAGCAAGACGGAUAUCGACAAGAUAUUCCAGUUGCUUUACUCGAAUAUUGAAGAUUACGAUGCCGACUUGGCGCAGGGCAAGAGCGUUGAAGAGUGUUUGGAUGAGACUUCGACGAAACACAGUUCAGAUAUGAGACAUGUGCAAGCACUGCAGAUUCUUGAAAAAUUUGAAGAGAGAUGGCUGGCUAGGUUCCAAGAGUUCAACAAGGAGUUAACGGAACAAGUGUGGAAGUUUGUCGAGGAGCAAAGAGUUGUUCAACUUUUGAAAGGCUCGUGGGUGUUUACCGAGAGGUUUGGAGAGUCCUUGUUCAAUGCCAGCAUUAAGCCGGAUCCUAAUUCCAAAUACUACUACAUUGCGUUGUCGCCAAAUAGAAAAUCAAUUUAUUGCAAGCUGUACCUCGAGAAGCCCGAGGUUAAUCCAAACUAUGAAGAAUUGGAAAAGAGUGGCAUUGUUGAUUUGAAGGAUGUUGUUGAUAUCAGGUCGGCUGUGAUUGGUGACUCAUUGGGUGAAGCAGACAAGAGUAAAAGUUCGAAAUUGAUUUCGAUUAGAGGAACCAUUUCUUAUGAGAAAAUCACAUUAGUAGGUGCCAAGGAAAAGAAAUUGUUAUCCUUUUACACCGACUCCGAUGUCAACAGAUAUGUGUGGCUAGAUGGGAUAAAGAUGUUGAGGAAGUUGAAGAACUUGUCGCAGGAUACACAGACACAGAUGCAAUCGUUGAUGGAAAUGCGAAGAACAACGCAGCUAUUAGGGUUGGGCAGAAAUGGCGGUAGUAUCAAUAACGGUAAGAGUAAUGGUAAUGGCAAUAGUAAUAAAUCCGAUAGUGAUGAUCUUGAAACGAUGGUGGGAGGAUCAGCACUGCUGGAAGAGGACAACGUCUAUGGUAUAAAUGAUGAAGAUGAUGAAGAUGAGUUUUUGGAUUUGGACGAGUUAAACGCAGUUUGUACAGAUUUUUAUUACCAGUAA
This is a messenger RNA of Lodderomyces elongisporus, 1998 nucleotides long. It is a transcript of the gene LMO1, whose product is annotated as Lmo1p. The coding region runs from base 1 to 1998 and encodes 665 amino acids. NCBI's taxonomy places the organism in Eukaryota, Fungi, Ascomycota, Pichiomycetes, Serinales, Debaryomycetaceae. The transcript has a single exon. The record is from RefSeq and is a predicted model, not a curated record.